Molecule: messenger RNA, 1855 nt
Organism: Neltuma alba
Lineage: Eukaryota; Viridiplantae; Streptophyta; Magnoliopsida; Fabales; Fabaceae
Exons: 5
Coding region: 477-1499 (340 amino acids)
Molecular function (GO): ubiquitin protein ligase activity
Source: RefSeq, a predicted model, not a curated record
AAUUAUGCUGUCCGUUGGGGGAAGCAUGGUAUGAUCCCGAUGCUCUUAUGAUCUUUGACCGUAUGAUUUUGUGGUGGUGGGACCCCCAGGCCCAAAAUCUGACAUCGCUCACUGUUACUUUAAUAUGACGCCCUUGUUUGCUUCUUGUUCCCCAUUCAGGCCUCACGCUGCUACGUCCGAUCCGAAUACAUUUCCGUCUUUUCUUUUCUUCGACAACUUCUCUCUCAGUGCAGCUGACAAUUUCUGCACAGAGACGGAGUACCAUUCCGGCAACAAGCCAGGGCUGAGCCCCACCUAACAACCCCAAAAGAUAAAGCAACAUCCCCAUUCAUUUCAAACUCAACCUAUUCCACACUACUCGUAGUAUUUUCAUGCCGCAUCUCUCGUGUUCCCGCGUUAUCUGCAAAACUUAAACCACUCUCAUUCGUUCCCUCCUUUCGUCUUCAACUUCUCUCUCUACCCCCAUUCUCUAAGCCAUGCCUGAUGCAACAGCGGCUUCAGAAUCACAGCACAUCAAAUGCCCAAGGCCCAGGACCCAAUUCGCACAUCUCAUUUCCCUGACAGAUCCCAACCAACAAACCCCUUCCCUGCGCCAAUCCACUCGCUGCAAACCCACCAUUUCCUCUAUCCUCUCUGCCUCCUCCCACGACACUUCCGGUGAAACCGCACCACCCAGCCUUAACGCCAAUAAGAAGAAGACCAAUUUCUCCGCGGCAGCCUUGAGAGGAUUCGGAUGCACUGCGGGAGCCUCGCGGCAGGUAUCGCUGCCGGCGGUCAUUCGGACAUCGGCUGAUUGGCAACAAACCAAAGCCAGAAAAAAGAAGCACAAGAGGAAUGGUGCCAACAACAGUAUGAGCGGUCAAGGCGUUCUUGAUGGUUCAAAUCCUGGUUCCAUUAGUUGUGCUGAUCUUCAAGAUGCUUGGUGUGGCCCUGGAAUUGGGUUUUCGGCGGAUGUUGCGUCCCCUGCGGAUUGUGUUGUCGCCAGGAAGAAUGGCCCUACCAGAGGGAGCCACAGGGAGCCAUUCACGGGUCGCCCUCGGUCUUCUGGGACUGCUGGAUCCUAUCGCCAUGUUCCACUUCCUCCCUCCCAUAACUUUGCUGGGAUGAUGCUGCUACAAGGAAAUCUGCUAAUGGGGGGAAGAUUGAAUUCUCGCGACCACUAUAGAGACUGGAGACUUGAUGUUGAUAACAUGUCUUAUGAGCAAUUGCUGGAGCUUGGUGAAAGAAUUGGUUAUGUAAACACUGGACUUAAAGAAGAUGAGGUAGGACGUUACAUCAGGAAAUAUAAGCUUUCCAAGUUCAAUGAGACAUCAAAACGUCAACUUGGCAACAGGUGCAGCAUUUGUCAGGAAGAAUACGAAGCCGAUGAUGAGGUGGGAAGGCUAAGUUGUGAACACGACUAUCACUUUCAGUGUUUAAAGCAAUGGCUCGCACAGAAGAAUUGCUGCCCAGUGUGUAAGCAAGAAGUUGCUCGUCGUCACUCCGUGGCCAAGUCCUGAAUUUUUCUUGUUUUUAAAAUAAAUUUUUGGGCUUUUGGACGGCUGCUUCCUCUGUAUAGCAUUUCAUCUCCAGUAUAAGCUAGAAUUACUUUUUUUCCCCGUCAAUUUUCAUUCCAUCCUUUGCAUGGAAAACGCACUUUUCCAUAAUUGGACACUCCUGUAAGGUGAUGAUAGGAUUUUUGUUCAGGGAGCUGUGAAUUGCUCAUUUGGUGGUGUGUUUGGUAAUCGAACUAUCUUAUUCCUUAGUUCGUUCAAUUAGAAGGGGAGCGGUUGCUGUAUUCCUCUAUAUUUGUUUUGGGUUGGGCCUUAUGGGGUUGUUAUCAUAUAGAAAGCAUAAUAAAUGGUUUUACGGGCCA